Molecule: messenger RNA, 546 nt
Organism: Saccharomycopsis crataegensis
Lineage: Eukaryota; Fungi; Ascomycota; Saccharomycetes; Ascoideales; Saccharomycopsidaceae
Gene: CDD1
Product: cytidine deaminase
Exons: 2
Coding region: 1-546 (181 amino acids)
Cellular component (GO): cytosol
Molecular function (GO): zinc ion binding; cytidine deaminase activity
Source: RefSeq, a predicted model, not a curated record
AUGAUCGCAUUUUUCUUAUCGCUUUCUUUAUCUUGUUCUCAAAAUAUAAUUAGAAAAGAGAGCACAAUGACAGAGUUGCUUCCUCUUGAAAAAUCUAUCAUACAUACCGAUCAUAAUGGUCUCACCCAAGAAGAGUUUGCGAACUUGAAAGAAAAAACUAUCAAAGCAAAGGAUCUUUCUUACUCACCUUAUUCUAACUUCCGUGUGGGCGCCACCAUUCUUACAACUUGUGGUGAAUAUAUUUCCGGCGCUAACGUUGAAAAUGCUUCGUAUGGUGCUUGUAUCUGUGCCGAACGUACCGCGAUUACCAGAGCAGUUGUAAGUGGCUUCAAAUCUUUUAGGGCUAUUGGUAUCAGUACCGACUUGAAGGAUAAGAUUGGGAGUCCCUGUGGGAUUUGUCGGCAAGUCAUUAGAGAGUUUGGAUUGAAUGUUUCAAUAUAUUUAUUCAAUGUCGAUGGUUCCAAGUAUUUCAGAGUCCAGUUGAAGGAUAUACUACCAUUGAGUUUUGGACCUUCCGAUUUAGGACUUCCAGAACAUGAUGGGUGA